Messenger RNA from Triticum urartu, 1330 nucleotides. The record is from RefSeq and is a predicted model, not a curated record. Lineage: Eukaryota; Viridiplantae; Streptophyta; Magnoliopsida; Poales; Poaceae.
UACCUGUUUGUUUGCGGCUGUAUUUAUUGAUGGCUCCUCUUGCCACUGUUCGUCCUGGUCGAGGCCGGCGGGGUCUCGUCCGGUUCCUGCGAGCACCGUUCGUUUUGGUCGAGAUCGGCGGGAUCGUCCUCCUUGAAUUGGUACAACCGUCAUCAGUCGCGUGCGCAUGCAACGGCGGUGGUCGUGCUCCUGCUACAGAUCAUUCCGUAUUAAUGGGGGAGGCUGCCGACGACUGCCGUUCGCCCCUGGAGCUCGCCGGUCGCCGCGUUCUGCGCCUGUUGGGGACAGGCGUUUGCCUUCUGGUCGUUUGCCCAGCGACGGCUUUGAUCGUCGUCCGUCGGGCCGUUGCUAAUUGUAUGUGUAAUGGCGAGGCCGUUCUGGUGUACGGGGUCGUGAUGCAUCUAUGGCGGAGCCUUCUGCUGAUCGUCGGUGGCGGCCCACGGUCAGCACGUGGAGGAGAUGGUCCUCACGGCCGGCGGCCAGAUUGCCGAUGGAGCAGUGUCCCGAGUUCCUCGGUCGUUCUUGGCAGCGGUGGCGACGGCUUCGCGGCAGACGAUGCAUGUCGGCAUGUGUAUGUCGCGGAUGAUCCGUAUGAAAAGGGUGAGUCGUAGCCCCGCUUCUCCCCCAGUGUCGCAUGUUCCCUCCCCCGCUACACCAGCACCUGGCAUCCUGCGUGCCGCCGCUAACUGCAGGGACGACCGACAUCUUCUCGGCGCUCAACGCCAAUUGCUGGGGCACGCUGCCGUUUCCUAGGCCGCCCGCGGUGCCCAUACAGCCUCCAUCCCGGCCUCCCAGUUGGAAGGCAGCCCAGGUGCCGCGUCGGUGGCGUUGGACGGGGAUGACUCCAUCACCAUCUAUUGUGCGGGUCAGUGUACCAGCAGGCGGCAGCAAACACAUCGCCCUCUCCUCCGGCCUCUCUCCCACCUCCAGGUCCCGAUUUCCUCAUGGCGAGGCCUUUCCUCUGUCCAUCCCGUGUCGAAGCCUGCCUGGGCGCAGGAUGUCGAGUGAGCUUUCCCUCUGCAUCUAGCCAUGACCGGCUAGAGAUCCUCGACAGCCGUGUGUGGUCUUCGCCGUUGCCGUCUUCCCCACACCCCAUACAUGUCCUGUACGUCUGGUCUUUGGAGCCACGUCGCGUGGGGCAUCUCGGGCGUAGCUGAAGCGGGGGUACGUGCUGGCUGGUUCCCAAUGGACAGGUUGCAAGGUUAUGUCAUGCUUGGUAUGUACAUAGGGAUAUUGGAUGCAUAUGUGUGCGAUCCUGACUUGUGUAUGUCCCCGGGAGUGAAAUUGACUAGUAGCAUCUGUUUUAAUGACAUGAUCUUACUUCUGUUUA